AUGGGCAGCCCGUGCGCCCUUGGCGCCCCCCCGCUGCUGCUGCUGCUCCUGCUGUGCGCCCUGGGCGCGCCGCCCCCGAGCCUGGCGUCUUUUGACCUGGUCGUCCUGCACACCAACGAUGUCCACGCCCGGGUGGAGGAGACCAGCCGGGACUCGGGCAAGUGCUUCACCGGCUGCGUCGCCGGGGCGGCGCGGAGGAUGACCCAAAUCCGAGAGGUGCGAGCGAAGGAGCCCAACGUCCUGCUGCUGGACGCGGGGGACCAGUUUCAGGGCACCAUCUGGUUCAACUAUCACAAGGGAGCCGAAGCCGCCCACUUUAUGAACCGACUGGGCUACCAGGCCAUGGCUCUGGGAAACCAUGAAUUCGACAAUGGUGUUGAUGGAUUAAUUAAACCCUUUCUUCAAUCUGUUAACUUUCCGGUGCUGAGUGCUAAUAUAAAACCAGAUGCUUAUCUAGCACCAAAUAUCACUGGCUAUUAUAAGCCCUAUCAUAUAUUUACAGUCGGAUCUGAAAAGGUUGGUGUGGUUGGGUACACCAGCAAGGAGACACCAUUGCUUACAAGCUCAGGCCCACACCUCAUCUUUGAAGAUGAGGUUGAAGCACUGCAGAGGGAAGUUGACAAACUUAAAACGUUAAAGAUAAAAUACAUAAUUGCCUUGGGUCAUUCUGGCUUUGAAACAGAUAAGAGGAUUGCAAAGGAAGUGAAGGGAGUCGAUAUUGUUGUUGGAGGACACACCAACACGUUCCUUUACACAGGUACGCCUCCUUCCAAUGAUGUUCCUGCUGGGAAAUAUCCUUACAUGAUAAAGUCGAAUGAUGGCCAAAAUGUUCCUGUUGUACAGGCCUAUGCAUAUGGAAAGUAUCUUGGUUACUUAAAAGUGACCUUCGACAACGCAGGAAAGGUUACUAAAGCAGAAGGGAACCCAAUUCUCCUGGACAGUAACAUUAUUCAAGACCCUGCUAUUCUUCGUGAAGUAAAUGAAUGGAAAAAACCACUUGCUCAUUAUUCAAAAGAAAUAAUUGGGCAAACAUUGGUAUAUCUGAAUGGCACUAAUGUGGAAUGCAGAUAUCGGGAAUGCAAUAUGGGAAAUUUAAUCUGUGAUGCUGCAGUUUAUGAAUAUAUUCGAAAUCCAGAUGAAAUGUACUGGAACCAAGUCACCAGUUGUAUUGUACAAGGUGGUGGUAUUCGUUCGGCCAUCGAUGAACGCGCUAACAAGGGAAUGAUAACCUUGGAAGAUCUUUCCAAUGUUUUACCAUUUGGAGGUACUUUUGAUAUGAUAGCGAUCAAAGGAUCGGUAUUAAAAGCAGCGUUUGAACAUUCUGUUAGAAGAUAUGGUGGGAAUACAGGAGAAUUCUUGCAAGUGUCUGGUAUUCAUGUGAGUUUUGACCUCAGCAGAAAUCCUGGUGAAAGAGUGGUUUUGUUGGAAAUUCUAUGCGCAGAUUGUCGGGUACCACACUAUGAGCCAGUUGAAAACCAGAAAAUCUACAAAAUAGUUGUUAACUCAUUCAUGGCUGGAGGAGGAGAUAGUUUCAGCAUGCUGAAAAAUGAAAACCUCAAGCAUGACAUUGGUUCCAUGGAUGUUAAAGUAGUUUCAAACUAUAUCAAACAAAGGGGCCGAAUUUAUCCCGCUGUUGAAAAAAGAAUAUCAUUUACUGGAAGUGGGACAAGAAUAAGCAUUAAUCAUAUUAACUUUUUAUUAAUGUGUGUAUUGAUUUUUGCUCUAUAUUUCCAUAUUUGACCAAUAUGAAAAAUAUUAUUAAUGGGAUAAUUCAUAUACCUAGGAGAAAAUAAUUUUUAAAAUAUGAAGUAAAUAAUGUUCUAACCCAGCCAGUGACCUCCACCACAUUGCUUGUGAGUCAGGUUGAAGAUGAAUUUCAAAAUGCUUUCAGUUUAGUAAGUAAUGAAAAGAACAUGAUUAACCAGUUUGCAGAUACGCUACAACACCCAGACCAUUUUCACUCAACCAAUUCAAAUUUGCCUGGAAUAAAAAAAAAAUCUCCCUUUGCAAUAAAUACACAUAAUGUAUAAUAUAAUAAUAACACAAUAAUCUUUUCUAACAUUUUUAGCAUCUUUUUGUGGAAAACUCAUACUUUUUAGACAAACUAUUAUGGUAUAUUCAAUGCUGAAUUUAACUGAAUAUCAGGAAGGAUCAGGAUACUAGAUUCAUUUAAAAAAUAGCUUGAUGCUGUGAUGGGGAGAUGGUAAGAAAGAGGAGAUCAAUUGUGUCUAAGGGCUUCCUUCAACUUAACCUCUCUUGUGAUCUUGUGAUUUAUUUCGUAAAAGGUAUUAUAUAAAUAUAAUUUAUUGUUAUUGUUAUUAUCUUCUGAACUGGAUUACACUCCUCGCUCACCUCAUUGAUCUUGUACUAUUGAAAGGGGAAUGAACAAUCUAAAAGUUCUCCACAUUUGCAAGUGUGUGCAUAAAAUUUUAUUUUUUCAAUCUUAUUAAAAAGUUAGUUAUGCAACUGGCUAUUCAAUAACAUUAGAAAAACAAUUUCCUUGAAAAUUCUUGGGCCAACUAUUGUACCACCCAAGAAUUUUCAAGAGGACAUUGGAAUGUGGAGCUGGUAUUAAUUCUUAUCAUAUAUUUACACUGCAUUUAUAUAUAUAUUGAUUGGAGAUUGGAGAAUCAAGGGCAAUACAGUAGUUCUGAAACCAUCUCUUCAAGAUAGUCAUAGGGACAUAGGAAAUUAUGGACUGUAGGAGGCCAUUCAUCCCAUUGAGUCUGUUAUUGGAUCUUGACAAUUUUACUCUCACCAGCACAAUGAAAAUCAUGAAUCAGACUAUUUAUAAUUCUUGGAAUAACAGAUGACUUUGUGAUGUUCAAAAUCACUACAUCGGCCGUACAAAUUAAAUGUUUCUUGCGAACUGUAGGAAACAAAUACUGAAUCAAGAAGACACAAGUUUGAGGUUGCAAAAGGCAAUUUCAGGACAGAUACUAAGAGGCAAUUCUUUACCCAGAGAGUAAUUAUCCACUGGAAAAAAUGUGGAUAGUAUGGAGGAUGAUUGAGGUCAAGACGCUAUAUAAAAAAAAGCUUAAUGUUAUAACUGGAAGAAACUAGUGUGAAAGGAUGAGAUCAAAUGGACAGAAAAGUUUUUUUCAUAUGAAACGAUCUUCUGAUCAGUUCUUCCAAAUAAAAUGUUUCACUUAUAUGAAGUCAAAUUAAAUUGUGUCUGAUGAGUUGUUCUUGAUCAGUUGAUUUGAAUGAAUAUCACAGUCGUAAUUGUGGAGAAAUGGUGGGGCCUGUAAACCUAAUGUAUCUUUGUAAUGAAGGCCGAAUUUGCAAUUAUGUGAUUAAGCUACAAAUGUAUAAAUAUUUACCUUGCUGACUUAUGCUACUGGUUUGACCAACAAAGUGCCUUGAAAUAAAUACAGCGUGCAGAAUGUAUUAUUCUUUAAUGAACUUAAAAUGGAGCAGAUUAUUAUGAGGGAAUAAUUAAAAAUGUAUUUCAUUAA
Messenger RNA from Callorhinchus milii (elephant shark), 3458 nucleotides. It is a transcript of the gene nt5e, whose product is annotated as 5'-nucleotidase, ecto (CD73). The transcript is spliced from 9 exons. Gene Ontology annotation, biological process: AMP catabolic process. Bases 1 to 1740 code for a protein of 579 amino acids. Gene Ontology annotation, cellular component: plasma membrane. The record is from RefSeq and is a predicted model, not a curated record. Gene Ontology annotation, molecular function: 5'-nucleotidase activity; nucleotide binding; metal ion binding. Lineage: Eukaryota; Metazoa; Chordata; Chondrichthyes; Chimaeriformes; Callorhinchidae.